Molecule: messenger RNA, 1578 nt
Organism: Camelina sativa (false flax)
Lineage: Eukaryota; Viridiplantae; Streptophyta; Magnoliopsida; Brassicales; Brassicaceae
Product: heavy metal-associated isoprenylated plant protein 5
Molecular function (GO): metal ion binding
Source: RefSeq, a predicted model, not a curated record
AUUUCUCUAUAUAUACGCACAUUUGCCUCCGCUUACUCUUGUUCAAACAUUUCUUCAUCUUUCAAAUACAAAAGAAUAAAAAUAAACCCCUAAUAAAAUUAUCCUUAUCUUCAACCAAGAAAUGGGAGAAGUUCAAGAAGGUGCCAAAGUUGAACAAGAGAAGAAGCCGGCAGCCACCGUAGUCGCAGCUGAGACUACAGACAGCAAGCCAAAGAGCGGUGGAGGAGAUUCUGCGGCAGCUCCGGCCGCUGCCACGGCGGUUGUCUCUGCCUUUGUUUACAAAGUUGAUAUGCACUGCGAAGGCUGCGCUAAGAAGAUCAAGCGAAUGGUGAAACACUUCGGUGGAGUGAAAGAUGUGACGGCGGAUACUGGUGGGAAUAAGCUUACGGUGGUCGGAAAGAUUGACCCGGUGGUUCUCCGGGAGAAGUUGGAGGAGAAAACUAAGAGAAAAGUGGUUCUCGCGAAUCCACCGCCACCUUCACCACCUAAGGAAGACGUACCUCCUGUCCCCACUGCCGUCGAAGAGAAGAAAGCUGACGGUGAAGAUAAGGCGGCGACUCCUCCUCCUCCUCCUCCUGCUCCGGCAGCUCCAAAAGAGAGUUCGGUGGCUUUAAAGAUCAGACUACAUUGUGAAGGAUGUAUUCAGAAAAUCAAGAAAAUAAUAUUGAAAAUCAAAGGGGUCGAAACGGUGGCUGUUGACGGAGCUAAAGAUGUGGUGACAGUGAAAGGAACAAUGGACGUUAAAGAACUAGUGCCUCUACUCACCAAGAAGCUCAAACGAACCGUUGAGCCUCUUGUUCCCGCCAAGAAAGAUGACGGAGCCGCCGAGAAAAAGAAGACGGAAGCCGCCGCCGCUCCUGAAGCAAAGAAAGAGGCUCCUGCCGCUGUAGUGAAUGAAGCAAAAAAGGAAGUAAGUGACGGUGGAGAGAAGAAGAAAGAGGCUGGUGAUGGCGGAGAGAAGAAGAAAGAGGCUGGUGACGGCGGAGAGAAGAAGAAAGGAGGUGGAGACGGCGGAGGAGGAGGUGCGCCGCCGCCUGUGGCGAUGGUGAAUAAGAUGGAUUACUAUGGAUACUCAUCUUAUCCGACGGCUCCUAUGUAUUGGCAAGAAGGACACGUGUACGGUCAGAGUUAUUCAAUGGGAGUUCAGGGUUAUCCGAUGGCAGGUCAGGGUUAUCCGAUGGCAGGUCAGAGUUAUCCAGGUUCAGGAUACAAUUACGCAAGUGAGAGUUACGUGCCGUACUCGCAGCCAAACAUGAACGCUCCUCCUGGUCCUGGGAUGUUCAGUGAUGAGAACCCCAACGGUUGCUCCGUUAUGUAAUCAUGGGGUUAAAUUGUAAAUAUAAAAAAUUCUAAGGGUUAAAACAUAAAUGUGGGAACACAAUGUACCAACUUAGGUGAAAAUUUUGAAAGGCUGAGUCUGAGCCAGCGGGUUCUGACGUGUAACAUUUGUUCCUUUGUUAGUUUAGUUUCUUUAAUGUAAUAAUUAAUUGCUUUACUUUAAUUGUAGUGUCAGCAAACAAAUAACAAUAAUAAUGUAAAAUGAUGAAAAAGGAAUAUAAAUUAUCUUUCAGGAUUAUG